Messenger RNA from Staurois parvus, 960 nucleotides. The record is from the annotation of a GenBank genome assembly. Lineage: Eukaryota; Metazoa; Chordata; Amphibia; Anura; Ranidae.
GUCUCGCACAGGUGUCCCGGCUCCUCCCCUUCAGUCUCGCACAGGUGUACCGACUCCUCCCCUACAGUCUUGCACAGGUGUACCGGCUCCUCCCCUUCAGUCAUGCACAGGUGUACCGGCUCCUCCCCUUCAGUCCUGCACAGGUGUACUGGCUCCUCCCCUUCAUUCUUGCACAGGUGUACCUAUUCCUCCCCUUCAGUCCUGCACAGGUGUAACGGCUCCUCCCCUUCAGUCUUGCACAGGUGUAUUGGCUCCUCCCCUUCAGUCUUGCACAGGUGUAUCGGCUCCUCCCCUUCAGUCUUGCACAGGUGUAUUGGCUCCUCCCCUUCAGUCUUGCACAGGUGUACCGGCUCCUCCCCUUCAGUCAUGCACAGGUGUACCGGCUCCUCCCCUUCAGUCUUGCGCAGGUGUACCGGCUCCUCCCCUACAGUCUUGCACAGGUGUAACGGCUCCUCCCCUUCAGUCUUGCACAGGUGUAUCGGCUCCUCCCCUUCAGUCAUGCACAGGUGUACGGGCUCCUCCCCUUCAGUCUUGCACAGGUGUACCGGCUCCUCCCCUUCAGUCUUGCGCAGGUGUACCAGCCCCUCCCCUUCAGUCUUGCGCAGGUGUAUCGGCUCCUCCCCUACAGUCUUGCACAGGUGUAACGGCUCCUCCCCUUCAGUCUUGCACAGGUGUAUCGGCUCCUCCCCUUCAGUCAUGCACAGGUGUACCAGCUCCUCCCCUUCAGUCCUGCACAGGUGUAUCGGCUCCUCCCCUUCAGUCUUGCACAGGUGUCCCGGCUCCUCCCCUUCAGUCUUGCACAGGUGUACCGGCUCCUCCCCUUCAGUCAUGCACAGGUGUACCGACUCCUCCCCUUCAGUCAUGCACAGGUGUACCGACUCCUCCCCUUCAGUCUUGCACAGAUGUACCGGCUCCUCCCCUUCAGUCAUGCACAGGUGUACCAGCUCCUCCCCUUCAGUC